UGCAAUACAGAAAUUUUAAAUUUACGCGGUCAAAAAAAAUGGCGAAUGUUUUUUUUUUCUCUGUGUGUGUACACACACUCUCUCCAGCUGUCAAAAUAAAUAAUUAUGUUUACAAAUUUUUUCUCUCAUGAAUACAAUGAUAAAAAGGAUAAAUAAACAAGUCAAUUAAAUUAUUAAAUAAUUAAAAUAUUUAAAAAUGGGAAAACGUAAAGCUAAAAAUAACAAUGCCACUAAAAAUAAAGAAAUAAUUGUCAAGAAAAGUUGUUUAAAAAAUAGAGAAACACCAAAAGUUGAACCUGAUGAAGAAUCAACUGGUCAAGCAGUUAUUGAAAUCUUGAGUGAUGAUAAUCUUGCUAAAAUAUUUUCAUAUUUACCAAUUAAAAAACGUCUUGAUAUAGAAAAAGUGAGUUUAAGAUGGCGAGAUGUUAGUCAACAAUCAUGGCAUGAUAUAAAAGAGCUAGAUUUUUCAAAAUCAAUAGACAACGAAUUAUUGAGAUCUCUAAAAAAACAAAAAGACAUUGAAAAAAUAUUAGAGAGAUGUGGAUUCUAUUUGACGUAUAUUAAUUUAUCGAAAUUAUGUAACUCAAGUAUACUACAAAUAAUACGUCAACAUUGUAAUAACUUAACACGGAUUGAACUUGAUUUAUGUAAAUAUUCAGAUACACAUUUUAUAAAUGCAUUUACAAAUAUGGAUAAACUUAAAUAUAUUAAAAUUAAAAAUACAUAUGGACAAUAUUUAUUUCGUUGUCUGACAAGUUUAUCUGAUGGAAUUGAAGAAAUACAUUUGGGAAUGUUACCAUCAAGAAACUGUCCAGGUUAUUUGUACAAUCCAUUACCAAAAAAUUCACUAACUAGAUUCAACAGUCUACGAUGUCUAUCAAUAAAUUCCCAUGAACUCGAUCAAAAUGAGAUAAAAAUUAUAAGCCAAAAACAAACAUUAAUUAAUUUAAAUCUUGCAUUUUGUAAAUUAAACAAAGAAUAUAUUUGUUUAAUAUCUGAUCUUGUUAAUUUGGAGCAUCUUGAUUUACGUGGUGUUGAUGCUGUUUAUGAUGUAUUUUUGCGAAGCAUAACAUGGCAAUGUAAAUCAUUAAAAUAUUUAGAUAUUAGUCUUUGUACAUCUGUAACUGAUAUUGGACUAAAUGAGCUAUCAACUUUAAAUUGCUUGGAAGAACUACUUGUAAAUGACAUGCGUAGAAAUGUUACUGAUUAUCCAUUUGAACAUUUUCGACAAUUAAAAAAAUUAGAUUGUAGAAAUUGUAAGUACAUUGGUGAUGCUGGAAUAAUUGAGUUAAUUAAAAAUUCAAUUAAUCUUGAAGAACUUAAUAUUACAAGAACAUCUGUUACAUCUGAGACACUUGUUUCUGCCUCAUCAUCAACACAAAUGCGAAAUAAUAAUGUUGUUUUAAAUAUUUUUGUUGAUUCAUGGGUACUCGAUGAUUUUGAUCCUAAUGAAAAUUCAUCACAGUAUUUACGUAUUAAGAAAAUAUAACAGCCAAAUAGUUUUAUUAUAUAUUUUUAAAAUUUUAAUUAUAAUAUACUUACUUUAUUAAUUUAUCAAUAAAUAAACAUUUAAAAAAAUCCAAUUAAAACUGAAUUAAUGUCUGUUUUGUUUCGAAAUAUAUUUUACAUUUUACAACUAAUAAAAUAA
Aphidius gifuensis is the source of this 1648-nucleotide messenger RNA. RefSeq names its product F-box/LRR-repeat protein 3-like. Gene Ontology annotation, cellular component: SCF ubiquitin ligase complex. Gene Ontology annotation, molecular function: protein binding. The record is from RefSeq and is a predicted model, not a curated record. Gene Ontology annotation, biological process: SCF-dependent proteasomal ubiquitin-dependent protein catabolic process. NCBI's taxonomy places the organism in Eukaryota, Metazoa, Arthropoda, Insecta, Hymenoptera, Braconidae. The transcript has 3 exons. Bases 197 to 1489 code for a protein of 430 amino acids.